AUUAUAAAUAUUUACCGGCAGUUUUUCAUUACAGAAAAGAGUUUAGUUGUUUAAAUUAAUUUUAAAAUGUCUGAAAAUAACGGCGAUAUAGAUACGAAAAAUGUGGUGAAGAACCGGGAGCUGUUAUAUCGCAUGAUUAUAAGCCAACUGUUCUAUGAUGGGUUUCAAACUAUAGCCGCUACUCUCUCCGCAGCUGUGCAUGCUGAUCCACCUUGUCCUCCGAGUGAUAGGCUCCUAAAUGUAAUGAUGGUGGGUCUUCAACAUGAGCCAGACAGAAAAGACCGACUUGCUGCUUCUAGCGGAGCUGAGCAUUUACUCGGAACUACUGGUUUUGACCUGGAGUUUGAGAUGGACGCGUCGUCUCUGGCGCCGGAGCCGGCGACGUACGAGACGGCGUACGUGACGUCACACAAGAUGGCGUGCCGGGCGGGCGCGUUCAGCAACUGCGGGCAGCUCGUCGCCACAGGCAGUGUGGACGCUAGUAUUAAGAUUCUGGACGUGGAGAGAAUGUUGGCGAAGUCAGCCCCAGAAGAAGUGGACCCCGGAAGGGAGCAACAGGGCCACCCUGUCAUCAGAACUCUAUAUGACCACACGGACGAGAUAACAGCCCUGGACUUCCACCCUCGGGAGCAGAUACUGGUAUCAGCUUCCCGAGACUGCUGUAUCAAGCUGUUCGACAUCUCCAAAGCCUCCGUGAAGAAAGCAUACAAGUCCAUAACUGACGCAGAACAAGUGUUAUGCGUGGCGUUCCACCCGCUGGGCGACCACAUCAUCGCGUCCACCACGCACCCCGUCAUCCGCCUGUACGACGUCAACACCAGCCAGUGCUUCGUCUGCCCGAUACCCACGCAUCAUCACAAGAAACAGGUCAACAGCAUCAAAUUCUCUCCCAACGGCAAAUACUUCGCUAGCGGCAGCGCGGACGGCAGCGUGAAGCUGUGGGACACGGUCUCCAACCGCUGCUUCAAUACCUUCGUGGCUGCACACGACGGUGCCGAAGUCUGCUCCGUCGCCUUCACAGGGAACAGCAAGUAUCUCCUGACAUCCGCCAUGGACUCGUCCAUCAAGCUGUGGGAGCUGGCGAGCAGCCGUUGUCUGAUUCAGUACACCGGUGCGGGAACCACGGGCAAGCAGGAGCACCACGCGCAGGCGGUGUUCAACCACACGGAGGACUACGUGAUGUUCCCGGACGAGGCCACGACGUCGCUUUGCACAUGGAACUCGCGUACCGCCAGCCGCUGUCAGCUCAUGUCGCUGGGACAUAACGGGGCCGUCAGGUGUAUAGUGCACUCGAGCACGGCGCCCGCCUUCCUCACGUGCAGCGACGACUAUCGAGCACGGUUCUGGUACCGCCGCAACACGCACUAGUCUAGUUGUAAGUUUAAUAAAUGUUUUAUAAUGUGUAA
Aricia agestis (brown argus) is the source of this 1406-nucleotide messenger RNA. It is a transcript of the gene CstF50, whose product is annotated as cleavage stimulation factor subunit 1. The record is from RefSeq and is a predicted model, not a curated record. The transcript is spliced from 11 exons. Gene Ontology annotation, cellular component: mRNA cleavage stimulating factor complex. The coding region runs from base 67 to 1368 and encodes 433 amino acids. Gene Ontology annotation, biological process: mRNA 3'-end processing. Gene Ontology annotation, molecular function: RNA binding; protein binding. Lineage: Eukaryota; Metazoa; Arthropoda; Insecta; Lepidoptera; Lycaenidae.